This is a messenger RNA of Aspergillus affinis, 621 nucleotides long. RefSeq lists its product as uncharacterized. Lineage: Eukaryota; Fungi; Ascomycota; Eurotiomycetes; Eurotiales; Aspergillaceae. Bases 1 to 621 code for a protein of 206 amino acids. The record is from RefSeq and is a predicted model, not a curated record. The transcript is spliced from 3 exons. Gene Ontology annotation, molecular function: nucleic acid binding; RNA-DNA hybrid ribonuclease activity.
AUGGGCUCUGUACGAGUCUGCUGGGCCCCUGGCCACCCACAAAUACCUGAGAAUGAGGCAGCUGAUCAAGCUGCAAAGAAGGGUGCUGCCAUGGAUCCUCCCCCUUCAAGUAAGCACUCGUACGCCUCGCUAGGGCGGCGGGCUAAGGCAGAUGUCAUGACUGCUCUUCAAAGAUACUGGCAAUCCUCGGCCCCUCAAUCCUAUCAAGGACUCUGGAUUACCAACUUCCCUAGAAGCCCUACAGAGCUAAAGCUCCCAAGGCCGUUUCUAGCACGGAUCCUGGCUGCUCGUACGGGCCACGGAGACUUUGCAGCCUAUCACGAACGAUUCAAUCAUGAAGAUGCCUAUCUUUUCUGCCGCUGCGAAAAUCCGUGGUUUCAAGGUCAAACAUGGGGCGAAUACCUUGGUGAAACACUUAGCGCAAUGCUCGGACAGCUUGCCAGAAAUAGGCAGAGCCCUGUGCGUGACCAAGAGGUGUUCAUUGUUGGUUUGUACGGCCCUUAUCUCUACAUUGCUCGUGGAUUCUUUACUGCCGCCACUAUCGCCAGGGUGCAUACCAAAGGAUGUGCAGAAGGCGAGACCACGGAGUUGAAGUUCACUCGAAACUAUGAUCUACGCUAG